UAACAGAACUGAGUCGCUGCAGGCUCCUGUUUGAGGCAAGUUACGAAACCACAUCUGGGGCUGUUGCAGGCUGCCACCUGCCAGCUAGAGCCGCCUAACUUUUCAGCCUGAGCUCCUGGGACACAGCUUUACCUCUGCAGCGUCUGCUCCCCUUUCUCCCCUUCUGGGAGACAGAACCGCGGCAGCGGCAGCGGAGAGGGGCGGCAGGAUGAAUGUGGGCACGGCGCACAGCGAGGUGAACCCCAACACGCGGGUGAUGAACAGUCGCGGCAUCUGGCUGUCCUACGUGCUGGCCAUCGGGCUCCUGCACGUGGUGCUGCUCAGCAUCCCCUUCGUGAGCGUACCUGUCGUCUGGACCCUCACCAAUCUCAUCCACAACAUGGGCAUGUACAUCUUCCUGCACACGGUCAAGGGGACACCUUUCGAGACCCCAGACCAGGGCAAGGCAAGGCUGCUGACCCACUGGGAGCAGAUGGACUACGGGGUCCAGUUCACGGCCUCUCGGAAAUUCUUGACCAUCACACCUAUUGUGCUGUACUUCCUCACCAGCUUCUACACCAAGUACGACCAGGUCCACUUCGUCCUCAACACUGUGUCCUUGAUGAGCGUGCUCAUCCCCAAGCUGCCGCAGCUGCACGGAGUCCGGAUUUUUGGGAUCAAUAAGUACUGAAGGCCCGCCCCCCGCCCAGGAUGCUGGGGGCUCAGAAGGCCUGUGCUGAUGCUGGACGGAGGAGCCUCUGGGCACUCACUGCCAGAGACAGGGGCUGAGUUCUGGGCCUCGGAGUCCCCCUCGCUUCCCCACUAGCCGACUUGGAGUACCUUGUAGUGGGGUUGGGGUGGCCCCCCUGCCCCUGGUGGGGGUGGGAGGUGGGGCUGUGGCCCCUUGUGAUUUUCCUGAUCUUUUCCUUUUGCCUUUUCACUAGAGACCCCGUUGGGGUGGUCAUGGACUGGGCGGGGCUCCCAGGCUGACCAGGACCGAGAGAAUGGGGUGGGAAGUCAGGGACACCCCCUGCUCACUUGCUGGCCCUCAGGGGGUCAAAGCACUUUAACCCCCGUGAGGGGAGCGGAAGGGAUGAUACAACUUCUAGAUCACUUUAACUCUUAAGGCUCUAGGGUGACACUCAGGGUGCUAGUAUAUAUGGGGGGGAGGGACACUGACGCCUGCCUCCUCCCUCUAGCACCCGCCCGGCACUGAACGGGGCUGGGAAGGGAGAGGAGAGCUGUGGGUGGGGCUGGGUGAGGCUGCCCUGUCUCAGAGGUGUGGAGCCAGGGUCUCGGCCAUCCUGGCCCCGGAUGCCAGGGGAGGGAAGAGGAGAGGAUGAGUUGAUGCUGAGGAGAGUGGGACCAGAGAGCUGGAGAGAGGGGAGGGAGGGGGGAAGAAGGGUGGGGUGCCAAGCUAGAUCCAGCCUCCUCCGCGGGGCUGUGGCAGGGAGGGCAGGGGUAGAGGAAUGAGCUGCAGCACGGUGCUGGUAAUAGGGGAGGGAGGCUGCUGUGGGUUUGAAGCUCCUGGGUUGGCAUGCGGGGUGGUGGUGGACAGAAGAGCCCCCCCCCCAAGUCCUACAUGACACUGCCUUCUGGUACAGUGUGAGGGCUGUGGGGACCCUUGGACCGAAAUGGUGGGUCCUGGGGACCCUCACGCAGCCCCAUUGCCUCCCGGCCCGCUCCUGCAGAAGGCCCAGGGGCAGGCAGGGUCCCCAUUGUGUGGCGUGCGGUGCGUCUGUGGGCCUGGUUGGGUUGGUGGGCUGCCGCAGCAGAGCAGUGGGAAGAGCCAGGCACUUCCCGGACACCAGCUGUGGGUGCCUGUGGGAGGAGAGGAGGUCGCCCACCCCAUUUCUGGCCUCCUGGCACCCCACCCCUAGCCCCUGUAUCAUAGGGAACUUUCACCUCGAAAUCUUUCUAAGCCAAGUGUGAAUAGGAUUUUUACUCCCUUUGUACAGUAUUCCCAGAGAUGCAAAUAAAGGGCAGUGCGUCCCUGUU
Echinops telfairi (small Madagascar hedgehog) is the source of this 1977-nucleotide messenger RNA. RefSeq names its product ORMDL sphingolipid biosynthesis regulator 3 (gene ORMDL3). Bases 209 to 670 code for a protein of 153 amino acids. NCBI's taxonomy places the organism in Eukaryota, Metazoa, Chordata, Mammalia, Afrosoricida, Tenrecidae. Gene Ontology annotation, cellular component: endoplasmic reticulum membrane. The record is from RefSeq and is a predicted model, not a curated record. The transcript has 4 exons. Gene Ontology annotation, biological process: negative regulation of ceramide biosynthetic process; intracellular sphingolipid homeostasis; ceramide metabolic process.